Molecule: messenger RNA, 1218 nt
Organism: Cannabis sativa
Lineage: Eukaryota; Viridiplantae; Streptophyta; Magnoliopsida; Rosales; Cannabaceae
Product: transcription factor MYB77
Exons: 1
Coding region: 260-1060 (266 amino acids)
Biological process (GO): regulation of DNA-templated transcription
Cellular component (GO): nucleus
Molecular function (GO): DNA-binding transcription factor activity, RNA polymerase II-specific; RNA polymerase II cis-regulatory region sequence-specific DNA binding
Source: RefSeq, a predicted model, not a curated record
AGAGAGUCGUUAUAGAAAAUAGCGGUUUUGCGGUUCAUGCCAACGACCCUCUCCUCCAAUAUUUUUAUAAGUUAGUUCAUAAUUAAUCGAAUGCAAGUACUACUUGUACUAAUAUAUAUAUACAAAUUAAAAACCACUUCCUCCCAAUAUGUAAGAAGAAGAAGAAGAAAAAAAAGAACACUAGUGAUUAAAGUUUUGUUAUUAUUAUUAUUAUUUUGUGAUGUUUUUAUAUCUAAUUAUUUAAGAAGAGUGUUGUUAUAUGAAGGGUGGGGAUCGAAUUAAGGGUUCGUGGAGCCCACAAGAAGAUGAGACUCUGAAAAAGCUAGUGGAACAACAUGGCCCACGAAACUGGUCCGUAAUAAGCACAGGCAUAAUUGGUCGCUCCGGUAAAUCUUGCCGAUUGAGGUGGUGUAAUCAGCUGUGCCCGAGUGUACAGCACCGUCCUUUUACGCCAGAAGAAGAUUCCAUGAUCAUCCAGGCCCACGCAGCCCACGGAAACAAGUGGGCCACCAUAGCCAGACUCCUCCCAGGCCGUACAGACAACGCCAUCAAGAACCACUGGAAUUCCACUCUCCGCCGAGGCCGCCGCGCCGGAGAUAAGUUCUCCUCCUCCUCCUUUACGUCUGAUUCUGAUUCCGUUUUUCCGAAGGCCCUGUCAGUUGGAGGAUCGGAAUCUUCUGAGUCGGAACCUGAGCCGGCGAUGAAGCGGCAGUGCUUGUUGCGAUCUUCGCCGUUGGAGAGCAAUAAUGUUAUCAAUAGCGAAGGAGUGGGUGGGAUCGUGACCUCGCUUACGCUAUCGCCGCCGGGGGAGAGCUCGGUGUCGGCGGCGGAGGUUAAGUUAAACAACGUUGUUUUGAAGAGGGAGGAGGAGUCGCUGAUGUUCGCGGCGAGUGGUGGUCAUCGGGAGAGGUGUACGGCGAAGAUCGGAGAAACGUGUUGGAUUACAGAUAUUCAGCGAAUGAUUUCUAAAGAGGUGAAGAAUUACAUUGAUACUUUACGGGCCCAAGAUGGGCUUGCAAUUGGGCUUCAGGCCUCGGUUGAAAAAAGGUCCUCUCUAUAAUUAAUUAAGUAAAGAAUUUAGGUUACUAUUAAUUAAUUUGUUUCUCCAGAGUCAUUAGUUUAUCUGUCAAUAUCACUUUUUUUUUUCCUUUCAGUUUGUCAGUUUCUGAUGCGUGUAAUGAUAAUUGGCCAUUUAAUUUAGUCGAGUUUUUAUGAUCA